UGGGUAGAGUGGGCUCGGUUGGUGCUGAGGGCCGUGUUUGGUACCGGCUGGGGGCAGCUUCGGAAAGAGGCCCAACGGAGAGGCCUCAAUGUCAGCGUAGGGAGAGUAAGGCGGGGGCGGGCGAAGGCUGGUGGAGUCGCAUCGGAGGGCGGUAUUCGUGACCGGGAGCUGUGUGAGGAGAGACACCGGAGGGGGAAUCAACAGUAGCCUUCCAUGAGGAACUGCCUUUUCCACUUGCUGCUGGAGUUAAUGGUGUUUCCUGCUGGCAGAAUCAGGGACAUGCCAGCACUAGCGGGAUGAGUGGGUGCUCCGGCGGGGAUGUGGUCACUGCCGGCCAGUGAGGGUGAGAGUGCCACAGCCCACUUCUUCCUGGGAGCUGGAGAUGAGGGGCUGGGCACCCGUGGAAUAGGCAUGAGGACAGAAGAGAGUGACAGCGAGCUCCUUGAGGAUGAGGAGGAUGAAGUGCCUCCUGAACCUCAGAUCAUUGUUGGCAUCUGUGCCAUGACCAAGAAAUCCAAGUCCAAGCCAAUGACCCAAAUCCUAGAACGACUCUGCAGAUUUGACUACCUAACUGUUAUCAUUCUGGGAGAAGAUGUGAUCCUCAACGAACCUGUGGAAAACUGGCCAUCUUGCCACUGCCUCAUCUCUUUCCACUCCAAAGGAUUUCCUCUGGAUAAAGCUGUUGCUUACUCCAAGCUUCGAAACCCCUUUCUUAUCAAUGACCUGGCUAUGCAGUAUUACAUCCAGGAUAGGAGGGAGGUGUACCGGAUCCUGCAGGAGGAAGGUAUUGAUCUGCCUCGAUAUGCUGUGCUCAACCGUGACCCUGCCCGGCCUGAGGAAUGCAACCUGAUAGAAGGUGAAGACCAGGUAGAGGUAAAUGGAGCUGUCUUUCCCAAGCCCUUUGUGGAGAAGCCAGUGAGUGCAGAGGACCAUAAUGUUUACAUCUACUACCCCAGUUCAGCUGGAGGAGGAAGUCAGCGCCUCUUCCGUAAGAUUGGCAGCCGAAGCAGCGUUUACUCUCCUGAGAGCAGUGUCCGCAAGACAGGAUCAUACAUCUAUGAGGAGUUUAUGCCAACAGAUGGCACAGAUGUCAAGGUAUAUACAGUGGGGCCUGAUUAUGCCCAUGCUGAAGCCAGAAAAUCUCCAGCCCUGGAUGGGAAGGUUGAACGAGACAGUGAAGGGAAAGAGAUUCGAUAUCCAGUCAUGCUGACUGCCAUGGAAAAGCUGGUGGCCAGGAAAGUCUGCGUAGCUUUUAAGCAAACAGUUUGUGGUUUUGACCUUCUUCGUGCCAAUGGUCACUCUUUUGUGUGUGACGUCAAUGGCUUCAGUUUUGUCAAGAAUUCGAUGAAAUACUAUGAUGACUGUGCCAAGAUUCUGGGGAACACCAUCAUGCGGGAGCUUGCUCCACAGUUCCAGAUCCCAUGGUCCAUCCCCACAGAGGCUGAGGACAUUCCCAUUGUCCCUACCACAUCUGGCACUAUGAUGGAACUUCGUUGUGUCAUUGCAAUUAUCCGUCAUGGGGAUCGUACCCCUAAACAGAAAAUGAAGAUGGAGGUGACACAUCCAAGGUUUUUCAGUCUAUUUGAAAAACAUGGUGGCUACAAGACGGGUAAAUUAAAACUGAAGCGGCCAGAGCAGCUACAGGAGGUGCUGGAUAUCACAAGGCUGUUAUUGGCUGAACUGGAGAAAGAACCAGGUGGUGAGAUCGAGGAGAAGACUGGGAAACUAGAGCAGCUGAAGUCUGUGUUGGAGAUGUACGGUCAUUUCUCAGGCAUCAACCGGAAAGUGCAGUUGACUUACUACCCUCAUGGAGUAAAAGCUACUAAUGAGGGGCAAGACCAACAGCAGGAAGCCCUCGCCCCGUCUCUAUUGCUGGUACUGAAGUGGGGUGGAGAAUUGACUCCUGCCGGUCGUGUUCAGGCUGAGGAGCUGGGGCGAGCUUUUCGGUGCAUGUACCCUGGAGGACAGGGUGACUAUGCUGGCUUCCCUGGUUGUGGGCUGCUUCGUCUCCAUAGCACUUUCCGCCACGAUCUCAAGAUCUAUGCCUCUGAUGAGGGCCGUGUCCAGAUGACUGCAGCUGCCUUUGCCAAGGGCCUUCUGGCUCUAGAAGGAGAGCUAACACCCAUUUUGGUACAAAUGGUGAAGAGUGCCAACAUGAAUGGGCUCCUGGACAGUGAUGGUGAUUCCUUGAGCAGCUGUCAGCAUCGGGUGAAGGCUCGAUUGCACCAUAUUUUGCAGCAGGAUGCACCUUUUGGUCCUGAGGAUUACGAUCAGCUGGCUCCCACUGGAAGCACUUCCCUCCUCAACUCCAUGGCUGUCAUCCAGAAUCCUGUGAAGGUCUGUGAUCAGGUAUUUGCCCUGAUUGAAAACCUCACUCACCAGAUCCGGGAACGGAUGCAGGACCCGAAGUCUGUAGACUUGCAACUCUACCACAGUGAGACACUAGAGCUCAUGCUACAGCGUUGGAGCAAACUGGAGCGUGACUUUCGACAGAAGAGUGGGCGCUAUGAUAUCAGUAAGAUCCCUGACAUCUAUGACUGUGUGAAGUAUGAUGUGCAGCACAAUGGGAGUCUGGGACUUCAAGGCACAGCAGAGUUGCUACGUCUCUCUAAGGCAUUGGCUGAUGUGGUCAUUCCCCAGGAGUACGGGAUCAGUCGGGAGGAGAAACUGGAAAUUGCUGUGGGCUUCUGUCUUCCACUGUUGCGGAAGAUACUACUUGACCUGCAGAGAACCCACGAGGAUGAGUCUGUCAACAAGCUGCAUCCCCUGUACUCCCGAGGGGUGCUCUCCCCAGGCCGCCAUGUUCGAACACGUCUCUAUUUCACCAGUGAAAGCCACGUCCACUCCCUACUCAGUGUCUUCCGUUAUGGGGGACUUCUUGAUGAGACCCAGGAUGCACAAUGGCAGAGAGCUUUGGCUUAUCUCAGUGCCAUCUCAGAGCUCAACUAUAUGACCCAGAUUGUCAUCAUGCUGUAUGAGGACAACACACGGGAUCCCUUAUCAGAGGAGCGGUUCCAUGUGGAGCUACACUUCAGCCCUGGAGUGAAAGGUGUUGAGGAAGAAGGCAGUGCCCCAGCUGGCUGUGGAUUCCGUCCAGCUUCUUCUGAGAACGAAGAGAUGAAAACAGACCAAGGCAGCAUGGAGAACCUGUGCCCGGGGAAGGCAUCAGAUGAACCAGACCGGGCAUUGCAGACCUCACCCCAGCCCCCUGAGGGUCCUGGCCUCCCAAGGAGAUCACCCCUCAUUCGUAACCGAAAAGCCGGCUCCAUGGAGGUCAUGAACAUGCAGUGCACGGGGAACCUGGACCUGAUCCCCUUGCGGGGGCGGCGUCGCAGGAGGUCAGGAGACCUCCCCAGGCCUUCCCCAGCCAUCGGCCUACAGCCCCGGGCUGUGUCCACCACUCACCUGGCAUCCUGCACACAGGUGCUUUCUGAGACUUCAUCCUCGAGGCCUGGUGGCUACCGGCUCUUUUCAUCUGCACGGCCACCAACAGAGAUGAAGCAGAGUGGCCUAGGCUCACAGUGCACAGGGCUGUUCAGCACCACAGUGCUGGGCGGCUCUUCCAGCGCCCCGAAUCUUCAGGACUACGCCCGCAGCCAUGGCAAAAAGCUACCACCUGCCAGUCUGAAGCACCGAGAUGAGCUCUUGUUUGUCCCGGCCGUAAAACGAUUUUCUGUGUCGUUUGCAAAGCAUCCGACUAACGGAUUUGAAGGGUGUUCCAUGGUGCCUACCAUCUACCCCCUGGAAACACUGCAUAAUGCCCUUUCCCUGCGUCAAGUGAGUGAAUUCCUGAGUAGAGUCUGCCAGCGCCAUACUGAUGCCCAAGCACAGGCAUCUGCAGCUCUCUUUGACUCUAUGCACAGCAACCAAGCCUCAGAUAGCCCAUUUUCCCCACCCCGUACUCUUCAUUCACCUACCCUACAACUCCAGCAGUGCUCUGAGAAGCCCCCUUGGUACAGCAGUGGCCCUUCCAGCACUGUGUCCAGUGCUGGUCCUUCGUCCCCCACUGCAGUGGAUGGUAACUGCCCUUUUGGCUUCAGUAAUCAACCUUCUGUAAGUUCACACAUGAUUGAAGAAUGUCAAACCCUUGGGAUGCUCCCUAGGAAUGGAGAACAAGAGCUCCCCAUUGAAGGGGUGCAAGAGGCUUUUGAACCAAGCCAGUCUUCACAGGAACCACCUGUGGAAACCAGCCAGCCAUGCCAGGAGGUUGCUGAGGAGAUCAGCCAGCCAUGCCAGGACAUCCCUGAAGAGGUCAGCCAGCCAUGCCAGGAGAACCAUGACAACAUUAACCAAAUAUGUCAGGAAGUUCCUCAGAUCCACCAGCCAUGCCAGAAGGCAAGCCCACUGUGUCAGAAAAUCUCUGAGGAAGCUUGCCAGCUUUUCCAGGAGAACCCUGAGGAGGUCAGCCAGCCAUCUCAGGAGGUCCCUGUGGAGGUUGGCGGACUGGCCCAUGGGUUCCCUGUAGGGGUUGGUGGGCUGGUCCAGGAAAUCCAUGUGGAAGUUGGCAAGCCACCCCAAGAGAUCCCUGAGGAGUUCAGCCAGUCAUGCCAGGAGUUCUUUGCAGAGGUUGGCAGGCUGGCCCAAAAGGCUUCUGCAAUCAAUCUGUUGUCUCAGGAGAUUCCUGAGGUAGAUAAACCAUCCCAAGAGUUCCCUGGGGAGGAUGAUCUGCAGGUCCAGGAAGUCCCUGAGGUUAAUCAGCAGUCCUGGGUGGUCCCUGAGGUGAUUGACCAGCUGCCUGGAGAGGAUAUUCCCCAAACCCAGUUUCCAUCAAGUGAUCCAAACCCUCAGAGCCAGUCUUUAACCUGUGACCAGUACUCACCCCUCCCACCAGUAACAUGUGAUUAAUCAUGUUCUCAUUAGUGGUAUCACACUAUACCAGCUAUUUGAGCUAGCAACUUCUUCUGUUGGCUAACUCACCUGCCAGUGUAAGACCUUGGGUCUCACCAGAGGUGUCUGAGGAAGCAGCCCUCUUGGCAUGAAGCCAAGAACUAUGCCAGAGCUGGGCUUGAGAAGGAGCUAAUUUCAUGUUCAAAGCAGCCAUUGACUCCUCACAUGGCCAUUAGACUUGAAUAGGAUUUCCAUCAAGGGGUGGGCUGAUCUAUCAUUACCCAACCUCCUCUGAGCAUCCCAGGAAAUUCCAGAUUGUUAAAGGAAAUGCCACUUAACUGCUGAAGACACCAUCCGGGGACAGCAAGUGCAAAAGGGGACUCCAAGGUCUCCACUUUUCUGAGGAAAUAUUCACAACUUCACAAGGUACCCUUAGACCAUAUGUGCAUUCAGGAGAACUCUUGCAUUUGCUAGCACUCCUCAGGUGGGCCCAGGAUGUCUGUGUGAAAUGUCUGGGAGAAAAGAGAGUCCCCCUCCCAAACAAACAUCCAUUGUGGCCACUAAUCUUUAGAUUGGGCUUAUGGGUGUUUUAUAUGUCAUCCCAAGUUCCCCCUCUGCCCCAGACCUGUUCUUCUGGGCAAUAGCUCCAGGGAAAAAUAGGUAUUAGAUUGUUGUGAAAAUUUAAGAGUAACUACUUAAAAUGCUCUGGGGGUUCUUGGCCAAUCUGUGAAGCUGGGCCUCCUUUUGUUGUGGGGCUACUUGGCUUAAGAGAUGAUGUAGUAGAGAAAAUCAGGUUCUAUUUUAAGCAAUCAGCAGAGAUCAAUAUUGUACAGACAUGAGAAAAGAUUAUAUAUAUUUCUGUAGUAGUGCCAGGGACAAACUGGCCAAAGACCAAACACUCCAGGAUCCCCAGGAGGUUUGUCCUUUUAUCAUUGUGUCUUUAGGGUCAGGUGUGAUUAUGAAGCUUUUCCCAAAGAUAUGGGGAUGGGAAUGGGUGCGGGUAGGAGGAGUAAUGCAGUCAUUGGAGUGGGGUGGCCAGAACAUUAUGAGUGCUCAAUAAAUAUGAAAUAAUAAGAAUGGUGAUGGUGGUGAUGAUGUCCUUGUGAAUUCAAGAAUGAGUAACUAUAAAUCCAUCAUGUCUGUUUGUGACUGAAUUAAUCUGAACCAGUCAAAAGCUGCUGUAGUUGAGUGGAAAGGGACUACGAAAUAAAGCGAACAGGCAUCCUAGGUGGUGCCUAUGGCAGUCGGCCCACCAUCCCAAAAUGUCUUCAAUGAGUAGUGUUGUGGGAGAGAGUGUUUUUAUCUCUGUGAAGCACCGCUGGGCACUUGCCUUCUCAGCCAGUUCCUUGGAAUCACCCUCUUAGUUUCUCACUCUGAUGCUUUGGAGCGUCAGGAGUUGAUAUAAAGGGAAUAUGGUCUUUCUUUGCCUCCUUGACAUAUUUACAUUGGGAAAGCCCAGAACACUGAGAGGGCUGGAAUAUCCCCUUUCCUGUUAUUUACUUUCAAAACCUGGCCUCUCCUGACGUACUAUAAAGGGUUUCCUUGCAGGGCAAAAUCCAGCAUUUACUCAGUGGAAGUCGUAACUGCACAGGUGAGUGCUUUUUACAACCUCAGUAGGCUCUGGAUCUCUCAGGGCUUCUCAACUCUUUGCCUCUCUGCUCUUCACCCCAAAGUUUGUAGAUCCCCUUCCCCACCCCUACCCCUCUUCCCUCCCCCAAACCAAAUGUAUCUCCCCAUCUUAGGCCCCUCUUCCUCAUACUCCGGUGUUCUCAUUUUCAGAAAUCAGGCUGGCUCCCGGUGAAUCUUUUUCUCCUUUUAUCCACCCUAUGUGCUUUGGCUUCCCUGGGUCCUGGAGCUGCUUCCAGUUAUCAAAGAUUGAGAUAAGUGACAGUGCUGGGAGAAGCAGAGAGCUAGAAGCCAAGGCCCAGCAACUAAGCAAUGUGUACAGUCAGAAAAAGCC
Messenger RNA from Ailuropoda melanoleuca (giant panda), 6787 nucleotides. It is a transcript of the gene PPIP5K1, whose product is annotated as diphosphoinositol pentakisphosphate kinase 1. The coding region runs from base 319 to 4845 and encodes 1508 amino acids. Gene Ontology annotation, molecular function: inositol hexakisphosphate kinase activity; 5-diphosphoinositol pentakisphosphate 1-kinase activity. Gene Ontology annotation, biological process: inositol phosphate biosynthetic process; inositol metabolic process. The transcript has 32 exons. Gene Ontology annotation, cellular component: cytosol. The record is from RefSeq and is a predicted model, not a curated record. NCBI's taxonomy places the organism in Eukaryota, Metazoa, Chordata, Mammalia, Carnivora, Ursidae.